Benincasa hispida (wax gourd) is the source of this 741-nucleotide messenger RNA. NCBI's taxonomy places the organism in Eukaryota, Viridiplantae, Streptophyta, Magnoliopsida, Cucurbitales, Cucurbitaceae. The record is from RefSeq and is a predicted model, not a curated record.
AUUUCUUUCUUCAUAUUGUAAAGGGGAGCAAAUCCCUAUUUUGCUCCCUCUAUUGGUAGAUUAAGGACCCUCCCAUUGUCAUUUCAGUGGCUCAUAAGGCUUCCCUCAUCUCAGUCUUUUUGGUUCUUGAGAAUGGUCGCCACCUCUCCUAGGACCAGAAUGAUUAUCCCUACCCGAUGGGUUUAGAUCCAUCCCUGAAUGUCGUCGGGUACUGUUCACUUCCCCGCCAUUCUUGUAACCGUCACCUGUAAUCCGCGCAGGUGUGUCCGCACCCCCCUGAGUGGACGAGAAAGAAAGGAGAUUUCUUGGAGCAACCGAACCCUUAGGUUCUAGACUCAUGAGUCAACUUUUCCGUAUGAGCAUUCAAUAGGCAGUCUGAGGGUUUGUCGCGGUUUGUUGCUGUGCUUAUACACUAUGCUAUCUUUCUCCGAAAGCUCCGUAGGACCACUUACCACUAGUCUUUGGCCGGAGGGGUUUAUUGCAUAAAAACCGGGAUGCAGGCCCCCGAAGAGGGAUGCCCAACGAAUGUCAAAUGCAAAGCCCUGCACCUCAUUAAGAUCAUGUUGGCAUACCCCUUAGAAAAAAAGGGCAACCCCAUUGAAGACGAGAGUGAGGUACAACAAGGCCAUUUCUGUCCAUCGCUCUUCUCACAGAGUUGUAUGUGGACGUUACUGCUCAUACAACUCCCGGCUAGCAAGAGUUAGCCUUCCUUUACAUGGAAUGGAAGUGUGGAUGAAUUGA